This is a messenger RNA of Physella acuta, 1083 nucleotides long. RefSeq lists its product as uncharacterized. The record is from RefSeq and is a predicted model, not a curated record. Lineage: Eukaryota; Metazoa; Mollusca; Gastropoda; Physidae.
AUGCGGCGGCGAGCUUUUAAUGGUGACGUCACUGCUGCCUCCACACGUACCCCUCCCCGCCACCGACUUCUCCAUCACCUGUCACCAUCACCUGCCACCAUCACCUGCCACCAUCACCUGCCACCAUCUCCUGCCACCUUAUCCUGCCACCAUCACCUGCCACCUUAUCCUGCCACCAUCACCUGCCACCAUCUCCUGCCACCAUCUCCAUCACCUGCCACCAUCUCCAUCACCUGCCACCAUCUCCAUCACCUGCCACCAUCUCCAUCACCUGCCACCAUCUCCAUCACCUGCCACCAUCUCCAUCACCUGCCACCAUCUCCAUCACCUGCCACAAUCACCUGCCACCAUCUCCAUCACCUGCCACCAUCUUCUGCCACAAUCACCUACCACCAUCACCUGCCACCAUCUUCUGCCACCAUCUCCUGCCACCAUCACCUGCCAUCAUCACCUGCCACCAUCACCUGCCACAAUCACCUGCCACCAUCACCUGCCACCAUCACCUGCCACCAUCUCCAUCACCUGCCACCAUCACCUGCCACCUUCUCCUGCCACCAUCUUCUGCCACCAUCACCUGCCACCAUCUCCAUCACCUGCCACCUUCACCUGCCACAAUCACUUGCCACCAUCUUCUGCCACCAUCACCUGCCACAAUCACCUGCCACCAUCUUCUGCCACCUUCACCUGCCACAAUCACCUGCCACCAUCACCUGGCACAAUCACCUGCCACCAUCACCUGCCACCUUCUCCUGCCACCAUCUUCUGCCACCAUCACCUGCCACCAUCUCCAUCACCUGCCACCUUCACCUGCCACAAUCACCUGCCACCAUCUUCUGCCACAAUCACCUGCCACCAUCUUCUGCCACCAACACCUGCCACAAUCACCUGCCACCAUCUUCUGCCACCAUCACCUGCCACAAUCACCUGCCACCAUCUCCUGCCACAAUCACCUGCCACCAUCACCUGCCACCAUCUCCUGCCACCAUCUCCUGCCACCAUCACCUGCCACCAUCUCCAUCACCUGCCACCAUCUCCAUCACCUGCCACCAUCACCUGCCACCAUCUUCUGCCACCAUCUCCUAA